Molecule: messenger RNA, 480 nt
Organism: Meloidogyne enterolobii
Lineage: Eukaryota; Metazoa; Nematoda; Chromadorea; Rhabditida; Meloidogynidae
Source: the annotation of a GenBank genome assembly
UUUAAUUUUAUUUUUUAAAUGCUUUUAGUUUUUUACAGAAUUUUAUGCAAAAAAGUGUUGCCACUACAAACUUUCUUCAUCCUAGAGUUGUGCAUUGUAGUAGAAGAAAUUUGGCAACUGCAAAGGCAGCUGUCGAUCAAAUUCUUCGUGCAAAUGAAAGGACAAUUAUAUUUUCUGGAGAUGAACAACAGGCGAUUGGUAAAUAGGUUUUUUUGUUAUUAUCGUUAGUUGGGGGAGCGGGGAGUUGAGUUUAUGUGGGGGUUUUUAAUUCCUGCAUGUUACUAUCAAGAAAUUGGAAGUUUUCUUCCUAUACAUAUUUUCGAGGGGAUUUGCGGACUUUCUUUUUUAGUCCGCAAAGUUUACCUUAUGUUUUUAAUGUCAAUUUUUGUUUCCAAUUCUGAUUUAUAUUUUAGACUCAUUUUUCUUGAGAUUUUAUAUUUAAAGCUCGAGUGGAUGUCGGCCAGGUUUCCGCGAACAAGC